Molecule: messenger RNA, 939 nt
Organism: Nematolebias whitei (Rio pearlfish)
Lineage: Eukaryota; Metazoa; Chordata; Actinopteri; Cyprinodontiformes; Rivulidae
Product: izumo sperm-egg fusion protein 1
Exons: 9
Coding region: 1-939 (312 amino acids)
Biological process (GO): sperm-egg recognition; fusion of sperm to egg plasma membrane involved in single fertilization; heterotypic cell-cell adhesion
Cellular component (GO): acrosomal membrane; plasma membrane
Molecular function (GO): signaling receptor binding; protein binding involved in heterotypic cell-cell adhesion
Source: RefSeq, a predicted model, not a curated record
AUGCUGCUGAUCCUCGUGUCUUUGCUCUGUGCUGUCCAUGCUGCUGAAUCCUGCCUCCAGUGUGACGGCAGCAUCCUGCGCAUGCAUGAGGACUUCAUCUUGUCUGCUCCCACUAUGAAUGACCAGAUUGAAUUGCAAGACAUUUGCAACUACGCCUACGUGACUUACCAAGACACCAGCAAAGCACGAGAGGGGGUCAUUGAUCCCACCACUCUGUACAGAGCCAAAACAGAGUACCAGAGUGAAUUUGACCGUUUCCUGAAAAUGGAUCACACUGGCUCUUUAACGUUUGACACCAUUCAGAUCAUGGAGAAAGGCAGGAAGAUCUUAGAGAAACACUUGGACGCGUUCAUUUCUGACGGACUCUGUCCUAACGCAUGUGGGCUUCUGCAUAGAAGGGUAAUGGACUGCCUCUCUUGCCAGUACAAGAUGUACAUCUGUCCCUCUCCAACAGGCCAGCAGGACUGCGGGGUCUUUCCAGUGGAAGCAGAAGAGGGAGGGCAAGCGGUGCUGGAUUGUUUUCUUCCAUGGCAUCGACUUCUGUUAGGAAAACCAGAGUACCAUUAUUCCUGGGCACCAAGAAAGCCAGGAACCAAAAAGUUGGAUGAAAGUGACUUCACGGCCUUGGUGGUGACGCCUGACUCAUUUGUGGUCUUGAAUCAGCUGCAUUUGGAUGAAGAAGGAACAUACCGGUGCUCUUUGCAGGACCAAAGUGGAGUCGUCUUCUUCCAAGUCUCUUUCCUGCUUUCAGUCGCCCCUUUGCCAAGUCAGACCCGCCGAGCCUCUGUCACUCUGCCCUCGCUGCCUCAUAAAGACAGCUCACCUUUUCAACCUACAGAGGACCUGCUGGUGGCACUCAUCGUCAUGAUUACAGUGCUGACGCUGACGGUGUGCGUGGGCCUCACUCUUGUCUUGGGCAGCAAGCGGCAAAAGAGCUGA